AUGCUCAAAACUGUUAUACCAGAUAAUCCUGAGAUUGUUUUUAUGAGUGACAAACACACAAGCAUAGCGAAGGCAAUGCAGGAGGUGUACCCUCAGUCUCAGCAUGGAUUUUGUGUGUGGCACUUGUCUCGUAAUGUGAGGGUUAAAGCAGCCAAUGGUUGGAAGGAUUUGUGUUCUAAAAAAUUCAUUGAGUGCGCUCAUAAGUACACCGAGAGUGAGUUUCUAAUUGCAUACACCGAAUUUGGUAGAAUGUUUCCCAAAGCUGCGGAGUACUUAGAGAAUGGUCUUCCUCUUGAUAAAUGGGCACGGUGGUAUUUUAAAGGAGACAAGUACAACUUGGACACAAGCAAUGCCUGUGAAUCAAUGAACAACAUCUUCAAGAAGGCGAGAAAGUAUGCACUAUUGCCUUUGAUUGAUGCGUAUGUUGAGAAAGUGUCUGAAUGGUUCAACAGGUAUAGGAAUAACAUAGCUGGUGCAUCAUAUUCGAAGAAACUGGUGCCGUAUGUGGAAAACGAGUUGCAUAAACAAUGUGCAAUUGCGACCAAAUUAGAUGUGACUGAGCUAAAUCUACCUGGGCUUGAAUACAGUGUAGUUGGAGUUGAUGGGAAGAGCUAUCUGGUUAAUUUGGAAACAAAAAGCUGUGGGUGUCGCAUGUUUGAUAUUGAUAAGAUUCCAUGUGUUCAUGCAAUAGCCGCAACCAUUGCAAUGAUGCGGACGUCCUCAAGAAGAAGAGACUUACACAUUUUCGAUUUAUGCUCGAGAUACUAUUUGAUUGAUACUUGGGCGAUGGCUUACCACAGAACCAUCUAUAUGGUGCCGCAUCAUUCUACUUGGAUUAUUCCUGAGGAGGUUGCUAAUUUAGUUGUUUACCCACCAGACUAUACCAAAAAAGCAGGAAGAAAGAAGGAGAAGCGGUUUCCUUCCACCGGAGAAGCUCGCAGGAGUCAGAAGGCCAACCCAAACAUAAACAUUGGCUGUUGGUUUCAACCACUAAACCCAAGGGAAAGCGAGGGUGAAGAGGGUCAGAGCGGUCAGGGCGGUGAGAGCUAG
This is a messenger RNA of Eutrema salsugineum, 1050 nucleotides long. Its product is annotated as protein FAR1-RELATED SEQUENCE 4-like. NCBI's taxonomy places the organism in Eukaryota, Viridiplantae, Streptophyta, Magnoliopsida, Brassicales, Brassicaceae. Gene Ontology annotation, molecular function: zinc ion binding. The transcript has a single exon. The record is from RefSeq and is a predicted model, not a curated record. The coding region runs from base 1 to 1050 and encodes 349 amino acids.